AUGGGCAGCUACUUCUCCAAGAGGGCGGAGUCGCCCACCCGGCUCCCAUCGACAACAAUUUCCCAGGUAGAGCUGAGCGAUCUCACAUCUCGCAUCGCUCAACCCGAUGUCCUCCUCUCCAUCCUCUACUACCUUGACACCGAAGACCUCGCACGGUGCCUCCGGGUCAACCGGCAAUUCCUCCUCGUCGCCGGGCGGAUGCUGUACCGUCAGCCACUCCGCUUCAAUCCCUACGGUAUACCCUACGGAGAGAAGCGGCAUCGUCCCAGCCUCUUCGCGGGGACCGGCCUCCUCCCAUCCUCCUUUCUCGCCCGCUGCCUGCUUCUGCUUUGGCCAGCUCCGAAAGCGUUAGCUCGGAAGCUCAAUCAGCUCGCAGAAAUCCGGGACAUCGAAAUCUUCCUCCACCGCGCGUACCAAUGCCCCUCCGCCGCUCUCGUCGGUCACUUUCCCUCCGUUCACACUCUACGAAUCACCAAUAGCUACUUGCCGCCCGACGAUGGGGUCCUCGCACGCCAGCCAGAAUGGUCCUGUCCCAUCUUUGCCGCUGUGCGGCCAACGUGCGUUAUCAUCGGCGACCGCGGCCUCACAUAUACCUCGUUCGGCGACCCAUCGCAAUGUCGACCUGUAUGGCGAGUCCCCCUGCGGACAUUAUACAGCGGCUGCGUCGAGCAUGUCCAGGUCAUCUCCUACGACCUCGCACCCAACGGCAGCCUCAAAUACGGUGCGGUAGAGGUUGACUGGCCUUUGACCAUGAAACGCCUCGAUAUAGGUUUUUAUCAGCUCGCCGGGAGCCGCUGGUGGGCGCCGAGCCCUGCGGAUGUCACAACACCUAUCUUCGAUCCCAAAUCUUCCGAUGGCGGCGUUAAGCAUGUCUGCGCAAUCGUUAAGCUCCUCCUCAGCGCCUCGCACAUCGAGACGCAGAUCACACUCGUAGGCUUCGGAACGGUCGAGCGAGUCGGUCGCGACUACCACGAAAGCGUCUCGGAUAAGGAUGCGGAGAUAGAGGACGAGUUCGCUGCUAGAGUGAGAGCGGCGUACGGGGCGGAACUGCAGCUGAAGGGGAUUGGCCCCAGGGGGAUUUCAGAAAAGCUAGAGGCGCUUCACAUUGUUCUGUCAAAGUCAUAG
Messenger RNA from Dioszegia hungarica, 1125 nucleotides. RefSeq lists its product as uncharacterized. The record is from RefSeq and is a predicted model, not a curated record. Gene Ontology annotation, molecular function: protein binding. The transcript has 2 exons. Lineage: Eukaryota; Fungi; Basidiomycota; Tremellomycetes; Tremellales; Bulleribasidiaceae. The coding region runs from base 1 to 1125 and encodes 374 amino acids.